Molecule: messenger RNA, 351 nt
Organism: Prunus armeniaca (apricot)
Lineage: Eukaryota; Viridiplantae; Streptophyta; Magnoliopsida; Rosales; Rosaceae
Source: the annotation of a GenBank genome assembly
AUGAAUGCCCCAGAUCGAUACGAAAGAUUUGUUGUCCCUGAAGGCACCAAAAAGGUGUCAUAUGAGAGGGACACAAAGAUCAUAAACGCAGCAUCCUUUACAAUUGAGAGAGAGGACCACACCAUUGGAAACAUCCUCCGCAUGCAGUUGCACAGGGAUGAGAGUGUUCUAUUUGCCGGUUACAAGCUUCCUCACCCCCUUCAGUACAAGAUUAUUGUCCGGAUUCACACCACCAGCCAGUCUUCACCAAUGCAGGCAUAUAACCAGGCUAUUAAUGAUCUUGACAAGGAACUUGACCAUUUGAAGAGUUGUUUUGAGGCUGAGGUGGCAAAGCAUUCAGUGGAGUACUAA